This is a messenger RNA of Theileria parva strain Muguga, 2256 nucleotides long. RefSeq names its product hydroxylase JmjC domain protein (gene JMJ14). The record is from RefSeq and is a predicted model, not a curated record. Gene Ontology annotation, biological process: chromatin remodeling. Lineage: Eukaryota; Apicomplexa; Aconoidasida; Piroplasmida; Theileriidae. Gene Ontology annotation, molecular function: histone H3K4me/H3K4me2/H3K4me3 demethylase activity. The coding region runs from base 1 to 2127 and encodes 708 amino acids. The transcript is spliced from 12 exons. Gene Ontology annotation, cellular component: nucleus.
AUGGCUCUGAUAGAGAAGCCAAAAUCACCAUUGUUGCAGUCAAGUCUCGAUAAUAUUUCAAUUUCGCAAAGACCUUUACUGUCUUUUUCCUCAGAAACCAGUAAAAAUGUGGAUUCCAACCUAAUAUACACUACAUCCGGUAGUAGGAGAAGUUUAAGGAAAAUUAAGAAACCAAACUUUUUUAAAAUAACACAUGACCAUAGACCUGAUCCAGAACUUCAAGCAGCGUUGAAGAGAAGUAAAUUAGACACCUCCAAUCAAGACAUUGACUAUUCUUCCAUCACCCCCGUCCCAGUUGUGUAUGCCACGAAGGAGGAAUUUUCAAAUCCCAUCAAACUCUGGAAUAAAUAUAGCAGUUUAGGAGAGGAAUUUGGAGCCAUUAAGGUGAUCCCACCCGAGGACUACACCACCAGACUGCCCAUCGACCUUGAGAACUUUCGCUUCAAAGUUCGCCAACAACGUAUACAACUGCUUUCUAACGGAACGGGGUUUUCUCAUCCUUCUGACCUGUGGAACUGCGAUAAGAUGAUAAAGUAUGACAAUUUUCUCAAGAAACAGAUUAUGGGCUCUGACGAUCCCUCACUCGAGUCAGUGGAGAAGGAAUACUGGACGAUGGUUAGAAACGCUGAUCCAAGAGUGACAUCUUUCUACGGAGCCGACCUGAAUGUCUUUUCUCACAAGACUAAUACGAGAGAUAAUUUAUUAAUUAAGUGUGCGACGAAUGAUCCCUGGAAUCUUUGUAAUUUGCCCAACUGUGAUGGGUCACUGCUUAAGUAUAUCAACAACGUCGUGCCGGGCGUUAACAGCCCCUGGCUGUAUAUAGGCAUGAUUUUCACCUCAUUUUGCUGGCACACAGAAGAUAAUUACUUCGGUUCCGUAAAUUUCCAUCACAGUGGUGCCCCGAAGGUAUGGUACCUCGUGCCUCCCAAAAAGGCAUCAAAAAUGGAGUCAGUUUUAAAAAACUACUCGUCACUCGAGGGAGAAGAAUUUGCUUUAUAUGGGUUGAGGGUUCAAAUCCCGCCAGAUGUUCUUAUCUCCAAUGGAAUCACACUUUACAGACUAGUUCAACAGGUUAACGAGUUUGUAAUGGUUUGGCCCAGAACUUUUCAUUGCGGAUUUAAUGCAGGGUUUAACUGUAAUGAAGCAUGUAAUAUAGCACCAGGAAACUGGAUUAAGAUGGGAUAUAAGUCACUAGUAAACUACAAAUAUGCUAGGAAGACCUGUAUACCUUUCUUUAGAAUCAUUCUUUCAUCAAUUCCCAAUGUAAUGGAACUUGAUGCAACGCAUAUAAAGAGUAUAGUUGAGUGUUUGAGUUUGUUAAUAUCUGAAGAGUUCCAGCUGAGGUCGAGACUAAAUUAUCCAAAGUAUCAGAUGUUUUUCGACCGUGAAGUUGUUAGAAAUCUGAAAGAUUUAACUAAUUAUCUUUCGCACAUUGAUCGAUCAGAUUUUGACCUGGAGUUGUUCAUAGAAUCAAUGCAUAACUCCGAUACGACAAAUAACUACCAGUUCCUUGUAUCCUGUAAAGAGAUGGCAAGCUUUUGUAUCAAAGAUUGUGAUUUGUGUGACACUCCCACCUUUGGAAGUUCCGUUUUGUGUAACCACAUUAACACUGUGGUUUGUAUCUCCUGUUUAAACUAUCACGAAUGUGACUGCAAAACAAGGGUUGUUCUUUACAGAUACCCACUAUACACGCUGUACAAUAUAAUAUUAAUACUGAAAAAAGUUUACUACUCUAUGACCAACGAGAACUUGAAGGUAGACUCUGAGUAUGACAUACCUAAGGAAGACUUGCUGAUUAAGCUAGACUCGAGCUCUUCCUUUGCCUUCAAGGACUUCAAAAGAACCAAUCACUCUGAGGCUCCUGCCCACGAGAAUCUCAAGUACAAAUGUAACAAGAUCGGCCUCAUCAGGCAGAACUUUGAAGAUAUAACGCAAAUUUGUAGGAAGCUUACAAAUUCCAGGCUAAAGGGGAGGAAGAAGAAGCUGGAUAAAAUUGUGAUUAAUGAUGACUUUAUCAAACAUUCCGAAGUAUCAGGUUCGUCCGAAGCCCUUGCCUACGUAACCAAGUUGAGCCUGAAAUACACUAUUCUGGCCCUAGAGGAAGAUACAAGGGAAAGCCAAGCUUAAAAAUGAAAAAUUAUAUAUAAAUUGAGGGAAUUCAUUUACCGAAUACAAAUUAAAGAGGAAAUUAAUUAAAAUAUUAGAAUGGAUUUCCGAACGGAAAUGUGGAAGCUAAAUUAAUAUUUAAUGGAUGUA